Molecule: messenger RNA, 1573 nt
Organism: Astrephomene gubernaculifera
Lineage: Eukaryota; Viridiplantae; Chlorophyta; Chlorophyceae; Chlamydomonadales; Astrephomenaceae
Source: the annotation of a GenBank genome assembly
UCUACUGACGAUUAACUGGUUUAUCUUGUCAUAACCGGGGGUACUCAAAGGACCAUUUCUCGUGCUUGCAGCAAGGUCAUGUAGUUCACCGUUUACGGAUUACAUAAACAUUAUUCCAUUGUUAGGGCUGCAAGCAGGGGUGUUGGGACGGGGAGGGUCCGGUCCGCAGUUCCUUUGUCCACCUUCCUAUGGACGACUCUUUCUACCGCGAGGAAGACGGGUUCUCCGGUGAACUUGGCGAGGGCGAGCAAUUCCAAGGGACAGCGCGAUCAACGGUGGUACAAAACCAGCCGCAUGAUGAGGAGGUAAACUUAAGCGAGUCAGAGAGCUUUGCCGGAGCAGAUGAGCCGCCUGCUGUGCCUCGAGAUGCCUCUUUAAUAGAGUCUCACGACAUGGACGAGGGGCCUGCGGCACCAGCGCGGACCAUUUCACCGGAGGCGUAUGACAACCCUAGCAAACAUGGAGGCCAUGCGGCGUCCCCAGGCGCUGGCGACGACAGCUCGCCGCCGGGCGCAUACAACGCCCAGGAGUACAAACACCUUAACGUACCUGACGAUGUGCGCGAGCUGUUUCAAUACAUUGGGCGUUAUAAGCCGCAGACUGUAGAGCUGGAGACUAAGCUGAAGCCCUUUAUCCCGGACUACAUUCCAGCUGUGGGCGGCAUUGAUGAGUUCAUUAAGGUGCCGCGGCCCGAUGGCAAGCCAGACUACCUGGGCCUCAAGGUGCUGGACGAGCCGGCCGCCAAGCAGUCCGACCCCACGGUGCUCACGCUGCAGCUGCGGCAGCUGUCCAAGGAGGCACCGGGGGCCAAGGCCGACAUGGUAGGGCGGCUGGAGCACGUGGAUGAGAACAAGCCCAAGAAGAUACAGCAGUGGAUCAGCUCCAUCCUGGACAUCCACAAGGCCAAGCCGCCUGCCAGCGUGUCGUACACAAAGCGCAUGCCGGAGAUCGAGGCGCUGAUGCAGGAGUGGCCGCCCGAGAUGGAGACCUUCCUCAAGGCCAUGAAGAUGCCCUCUGGCGAUGUGGAGCUGGACAUCAAGACGUACGCCAAGCUGGUGUGCACGCUGCUGGACAUUCCCGUGUACGACGAUCCCAUCGAGUCGCUGCACGUGCUGUUCACGCUGUACCUGGAGUUCAAGAACAACCCCAUCUUCCGGCAGCACAUGGAGAUGGAGAACAAGCUGGACAACAUGGCGGCCGGGGAGGGGACGGGCACUGCGGAUGUGCUGGGGCUGUGAGGUGGGCGCGUAGGCAAGAAGGAAUGGAUUGGAUUGGCGGAGGGAUUCCGUGCGGUGGUGGAGGAGGCUGGCCGUAUGCGUGGUCAAGGUGCGUGGCAAACGCGGGGCUUCCUUCGCAGAGUCUGCAGGGUGCGGUUUGGGUGGGUUUGUGCAGCUUCAAUUCUCGGUGCUUUGCCAUUAGCACCCCUGCGUCUACGGCUUGAAGGCGCGCUUAGACGCCUAUAACUGAAAAUAAUGUACAUAUUAAGCAUAAUUGGAAUUGUGCGACGGCUUCGCUCGCCGGCGUGGCAAGCAGACGUCCCGCUUUCUUCUAUUGUAAGCCCUUGCGUCCCUCG